Molecule: messenger RNA, 3040 nt
Organism: Aplysia californica (California sea hare)
Lineage: Eukaryota; Metazoa; Mollusca; Gastropoda; Aplysiida; Aplysiidae
Product: ABC transporter G family member 21
Exons: 15
Coding region: 1-1866 (621 amino acids)
Cellular component (GO): plasma membrane
Molecular function (GO): ATP hydrolysis activity; ATP binding; ABC-type transporter activity
Source: RefSeq, a predicted model, not a curated record
AUGUACUUGUUUGUAGAUGAGCGGAACAACACUUUUAGCCUCUUACAAGCUGCUAGUGGCCGUAAAACCUCUACUAAAACAAAAAAGAGUUUCCCUUUCUUUCUGCUUCCAGGUGGAGGUAAAACGACGUUGCUGAACACACUGGCAGGCCGACAGAUGACCGAUGAUGGGAGAAUCACGCUGAAUGGCGCCACACUGAGCAAAGAUUUGAAGAGACAAAUCUCCUAUGUCCUGCAAGAAGAUAUCUUCUUUCCCAAUCUAACUCUCAGGGAAACUCUUGUGUUCACUGCCAUGAUUCGUCUGCCUGACAAAAUGCCAAGACAAGACAAGAUGGACAGACUGGAGGAAGUCAUUGACGCUCUGGACCUGCGCAAAUGUCUGGACACAAUAAUGGGUGAUGCCUGGGCCCGUGGUCUGUCAGGCGGAGAAAAGAAGAGAGCAAGCAUCGCGUGUGAGCUGAUCACAGACCCAAACCUUCUCUACAUGGAUGAGCCAACAUCAGGGUUAGACUACAGCACCUCCUGGUCACUUGUGUCCACUCUGAAACACGUGGCCACUCAGUUCAACAAAACUGUUGUGCUGACCAUCCACCAACCAUCCAGCAAGAUUUUCUUCCUCUUUGACCAGUUGCUUCUGAUGUGUGAUGGACAGGUGGCAUACUAUGGAAGAUGCCGUGAGGUCAUAGACUUUUUCAGUGAGCUUGGUUUUCAGAUUGAUUCAUUCACGAACCCAGCAGACUUCAUAGUGGACAAGCUGAAAGAAAGUGAAGAGAACAAGCAGAAAAUCAUCGAUGCAGCAAAGUUAUGCUCAAGUAAAGCCAGGAACGGUCAAAUGGAUGAUGGCAAUGGCACGGUUAGAGACAACACAAAAGGCCAGGAUUCGAACCUCAAGUCACAAACAAGUAAUAAUGAGACCGAUGGUCAACUUUCAGGGAAAGACUGUGUUCGAGUGAGCUUGUUGCAGCUGGAUGCAGAAGUUCAACAUCCUCAUGAUCCAAGAUGGCCAUCAGGAUACUGGACACAAUUCUCACAGCUAAUGCUUCGAACAUUUCGCCAGUCGAAGACCAGGAUUUUAGACAAGCUAAAGAUUAUUGAAAGUGUUGUUCUCUGCAUCCUCGUCAGCCUUAUUUGGUUUCAGUUACCAAGAACUGAGGAAACCCUGUAUGACAGAAUGGGAGUCCUAUUUUUCAUCAGUAUCCACUGGGGCUUCACUCCUCUCUUUGAUGCAGUGUCUUCCUUUCCCAUGGAGAGAAUGGUGAUUCACAAAGAGAGAGCCUCGGGUUGGUAUCGCCUCUCAGCCUACUACCUGGCUAAGAUGACCAGUGAACUUCCACUGACCCUGCUGCAGCCAUCGUUGUUUCUUGCCGUGGCCUACUGGUGUGUGGGUCUGCAUGGAGUCGGGCCCUUCUUCAUGUCGCUGCUUGUCAUCAUGGUCAAUGCUCUCGCUGGGCAGAGUAUUGGACUUCUGUUGGGAAUCAUCUGCAUGGAUUUUCGACGGGCUAUGGCAAUGGCUACAAUAUUCAUUAUGGCCAUUAUGCUCCUGGGUGGUUUCUACUCUCGCAGCCUCCCAGUGUGGUUAGACUGGAUCAAGUAUUUCUCCUUCAUCAACUACACAUUCCACUCCCUUCUUUACUUGGAGUUCUCAGGAGCAGAUCCAUUUGAAUGCUCUGACACGGCCAAUGCCUCUCAUUUCACAAGUUGCAAGGGAGCUAAUCAUUCCCAAAUUGAAACAAGUGAGAUUCUGGAUUAUUACGAUGUCAAGUGGUCAUUUGCAUCAUACUUUUUGCCUCUGUUCGUGUUUAUAUUUGUCAUGCGGACAGUGGGGUAUAUUAUCCUCCGAUUUGUUCACAGACCCACAUCAGUGUGAGUCUAUGGUUUUUCUAACUAAUUGAGUUUAGAAAGGUUUAGUAAGAGUUUUAUGGUGCUCCCAACUGCAUGAAGUCAUAUGAGCGCGCGAAACACAAGUUGGUUGCAGUCACAACAGGUCACAACACAGCCUGACUUAGGUUAAAGAUCAGAUUACAACACUAAAAAAUUUGUGGUAAAAUAACGAUCUAAAAAAAACAAUUUACUUAAAGUUAAAACAACAGUAUUUACAAUUUACUGUAAAGGCUAAUGGCCUUUAUAAAAUCGAGAAUUCUGUUGGGAUCAACAACAGGAAAAUAAAUCUUGUAAUAUUUUGCAUUUAAAAUACUUCCUUUGGGUCUCUCCAAUGUCUGGACAUUCUGUUAAGAUGUUAACUCAGGGAGGAUGCUCAUUCUGGUCAUUUGACAACAGUUGAAGACACACAGUUAAGUAACAUAUAUUCAUAAUAAUUUUUAAACCCAAUUUUCUUUAGAUGAAAAGGAAAGCUAAAAGGUAGGCAACAGCAUGCAUGCCAUGGUUUAUAGGCAAAUUCAUGUUUUUGAUUUGUACAUGGUGGUUCGAAAUGUGCUGCAACUUAGCCUUUGUUGUGCUAAUGAUCAGACAUAUUUGUCCACUUCCUCCUCAAAGAGCUACAGACUGGACUUAUUAUACAGACUUGGAGUUAUGCAGACUUCUGUAAAACUGUGGGUACCUGAGUGGAAAAUAACUCAUAUGAAUAUCAUUCGUUUUACUCAUUAUCACAUUGUAUUAGUUGUUCCUCUAAGACUCAAAGAUAUAUGCAAGCAAUCAUAUUAUUAUACUGUGUUACUCAGAUUACAUAAAUAUUUUUACUGAAUUUAUCUGAUAUUUUGUUGUUGUUGUUUAUUAGUUUGUUUGUUUUUUUGCUGUAAAAAUGAUCUGUCAUGUAGUUACUGCGCAGAGUGAAGAUGUGUGUGUUAUGUAAGUAUCAAUUUGAGCCAUUGUUUGCUACUUGAAGACAUUUAUCUGAACGCAAGUAGCCCUCCCAGAUACAGGGAAAUAUGUUUCUUUGGAUACGAAGGAUCACAGCAUUUGUAUGAGAGUAUGAAUGAAUGAGUAAAGAAAGUUUACAUGUUUGUGUUCUAUGGCUGACUCAUUUAAUAGUGAAUACUCUCUCUCUCUCCCUCCCUUUUCUCUCUCUCUCUCUCUCUCUCUCU